AUGUCCAUCAGUAAAUUCUCCACGCAUGACGAUCAAAUGUCGAUGGAGACUCAAGAGACCAGAAUGUUGCUUUCAAGACGAUCAUCGGCAGUUCAAUUAAAUGGACAUUUUGAAAUCUGUGAGAUCGAAUCGGAAAUGAAUCAGGAUGAAUCAUUGACAAGGACUUUUGAAAUCGUCAACUCAUCAGCGCUUUCACAGCAGCUUGAUGCUCAUCUCCAACGUCAAGACGUUGAAAUCCCUUCAAUCAACAUGCACGAAAUGCCUUCAAAAGUUUCAAGUCGAUCAGCUUCGCCCAGCAAGCCAAAAAGCCAGCGUCAGCUCCAUGAUGAUGUCGAGUCUGUCAAAAUCCAAAAAAAUGUGGCUGCUACUUCACUUAGAAGUCGACCACGUUCUCCAAGCCUCGAAACAAAUUCAACUUCCUGUUUGCCGUCCGGUAAGCUCGAGCACCCAGCAAAGCAAGUUCCUAAAUUGUCAAGCCGGCAAGUUAGUGAACGCAUUACGCUCCAUGAUAAUGGGGCGCUUGCUAUUAGACCAAGUUUAUCAACGCGACAGCGCAGUGAGCGUCAACAGACUCAUUGGAAUUUGAACAGCGAGGAAGGUAGCACAUUAAUCAGGCCAGUAGAGUCAAUGCCCUGUGCAAACAAUACUCAAGAACGGAGCGAUAAUGGAGAAUCGCAUGUUAACACUUAUCAUCAUCAUGAGCUAUCUCAAUCAGAAACCAAUCCUGCCAAGAAGCAUUCUACUUCUUCCGCGUUAGUCAUCAAGUCUAUACUAUCCAGUCCCGUUUCAAGAUUUGUACCAUUAGAUAAUCUGUGGACGUAUGGUCAACGUGUAUUUGGACGAUACAAGAGGACACCAUACUUUUACUCGGGUAACCUUGCUACUUAUUUGGGUGCAGGUAUGUUUAUGGUUGUUUUUGACGAUGGAACUAUCAAUUAUCGUGUCCAACGAGAAGACAUAAUGGUACGAGAGAUGCUUACGACAAGUAACCAGAUGCUGAAAAAACAUGGUGUAGAUGAAAGUAAGAACAGUCCUUGCACACGAAGAAAAAGUGAUGCGUCCAGCGCUAAAAGCAAUAGCAAUUUAACCGAAAAGUAUGCUAUUGACAUGAAAUUGCGGAGAAAAUCUCAACAAAUGCUCUACGAUGACAUUGUAAACCAUUGUCCAGACGCAUUGGUAGCUCCUGAAAUGAGACUUCUUCCUUCACAGCACGUUAUGGUAGACUUCUCUUUGACUCCACCACGAGAAGUUAUACUCAGUUUUGACGACAAUUGCGUUGUGGCUGAAGUUGGAGUAACUUCUUUUAAAUGCAGUCAACCAAAGACUGAGAACGAGCGAUGUGUCAUUCAAGAUGAAGCUCUGAAUAUGACUCGCCUCGAUUGUGGUGUAGCGUACGAGGAUGACUCAACUCAAGCUAGUGAUUCAGAGGAUUCAAGUGACGAAGACAUGCUAAUGACACCGUGGCAACAGAUGACACAGACUUUUGGCAUAACUAAAGCUACUCGUCCACAACGAGGAACGGGACGAAGGGCGACGAUGUCAUCAGUUUCUCAAAUCGAACGAAUAUCGAUUACACAUAAAGGCAGGAGGCAGCAGAAUUCAAUAACACCAAAAAGUUUUUGGCAGAUUAUCGUCGAAUACUUCUUACGUGGUAAUAGAAGAGUACAGCCGACGAAACUCACGGAUGAACUUGCUCUUGCCGAACAUGUUCGUCUAAUGGAAGCAAAGCUCUAUACGAUGCGCUCGGAUCGAUGUAAUGCUACCCAAAAAGCUGGUGAUAGUGUUCGAGUUGUGUACGAACGAGCUCCUAACGGCAUCCGGGCCUAUGGUGCAGUUACACGUCGUGUUGAAAAUGGAAGCUAUGCCGUGUUAACGGAAGACGAAGACAGUCUUACAGUUGAGGUAGUACCACAAAAUAAAGUGGAACUGUUGCCAUCAGUGAACGAACUGGAGCAACAACUUACAGAUAUUGAGCGAUCACAACGCGUGUUUUUUGCUGGUCAAAAAGUGCAAGUCUCACUUCAUCCUGAAACCCGCUUUUGUGGUCGUGGUGUGAUUACCCUCGAACAAGAAUCUCAAACUUAUUUUCACGUGUUGCUUGAAAGUCGUAUUCGAUUAGUAAAUGUUCCGAUAGACAAGAUCAUUCCUGUGCAAGAAAAGAAGAAAGCCACAAUUUCGAUCACGGAGGAUCAGUUCCUUGUUUGUAAUAACAAGGUCAAAGUGUACAUUGGUGACCAGAUAUACGUCAAAUGUAUGACCGAGAAUGAUGACUUAGGUACCACAAGCGAGGAAGAAAAAGUCGGGCAUCUAAAUGGAGUUUACUCAAACAAUACUGCUGCUGUUGACUUCGCGGACGGCUCAACAGGCUACGAAAUCCCUCCUCAUCUAAUCUACAAGCGCAAGCGGCUUAGUGUGCCCUUAGAUCUUGAUGUAAGGUCAUUGAAAAAUGCUGUGCUAAUGCAGGCCUCGGCAACCGCACAAAGUGGAGGGAAACGAACAAUUCCAGUCCUAGAGGAAGGGUACCAAGUUAAAGCAGAUCAUCCACGUAAGGCAGCCGUCGAAAGUUGCGUCGUGAUCAAAAUACACCCUUCCUCUGCUUGUGAUCUUCGUUUUUCAGAUGGGACUAUUAUAUUUGAAGUCUUUCCAUCUCAAAUGAUUAUUGACAGCAUCGAGAAUCAGCGUUUUCAGUUACAAGCUCGAUUUUGCACUAAUGAAUCGAGGAAUCGGACGCUUCAAAUGCCCGUGUAUGCUAUAGAUGACUAUGUCCUUGCAUGGAGCUCACGUUUUGGACGCUAUUGUUCUGCUAAAAUAAGAGCCAAGACUUUCAAUGACUCCAUCAGUGAUUCAGAGUCCGAGCCUGGUGUCGACCGAUCAGCGUCUUCGAUAGUUCAGUCUAUUGCAACAGAUAGCGUUGAGUACACCUUAGUAUUCGACUAUGGUGAACAAACAACGCAUGUGCCGACCGACAAGAUCACCCGAUUAGAUGAUACAACUGCUCUUUCGCAUACGCAGCGGUUAACUAAUUACAGCAUUGAUACAAUGGGGUUUGAGCUCUCACGUGUGACUUACACGAUCGGAGAAGCUGUGAUGGCUCGAGUCCAUGGUACAGCCCGAUACUUUAAUGGCAUUGUCGAAGCUGUCAACGAGAAGGAACGUGUUUGUGUCGUGUGCUUCGACUCAUCCGAGCGUGACAUAGCCGUUCCAUUCUCGGCCAUGUUUUCUAUCAAUUCAAAGCUACACAUGGGUAGCAGAGGUUCAAGUACCUGUACUAAACGACUAAAUAGCUCGUCUUCCAUUGCAACAUCCCGAACACAAUUUCUUUCACGCCAUCGUGUUUCGGACGACGCGACAAGCACUUUGGACGCAGGUUUACGCUCUCGACGAAAUAGCAUUGGACCGAUUCGAAAUAUGCUAAAGUCUACAGCUUUAAGCAUGUUUCGAAAUUCCCAGUCAAAGCGAAAUUUAGAUCCUCGACGACCUUCUCACAUGAUCACAGAAAUCGGUGCUCGAUUUCAUCGGCCUCAUCGGUAA
This is a messenger RNA of Plasmopara halstedii, 3531 nucleotides long. RefSeq lists its product as uncharacterized. The transcript has a single exon. Lineage: Eukaryota; Oomycota; Peronosporomycetes; Peronosporales; Peronosporaceae. The coding region runs from base 1 to 3531 and encodes 1176 amino acids. The record is from RefSeq and is a predicted model, not a curated record.